Molecule: messenger RNA, 1509 nt
Organism: Fusarium sp. VM40
Lineage: Eukaryota; Fungi; Ascomycota; Sordariomycetes; Hypocreales; Nectriaceae
Source: the annotation of a GenBank genome assembly
AUGUCAACUCUUGAGAUCACUACCGCGACGGCGGGGGAUAACAUACCUGACCAAAAGAAAGAGAAGGAUACUGAUAUCCAGGAUGUCGAGAUUGGAGACGUCAGAAAGCCAGACCUCUACAGCAAGGUCUCGGUGUAUCUGACCAUGAUUUUCUCAGGUCUAGCCCUGGGCUCCGAUGCCGUCAUCGGCAACCUCGAGCUACUCUUCGCAUCACUCUACCCCGAUGCUCUAACAAGCGUAAUGCGAUCUCGUCUUUCCAAUGCCUUCCUCAUCGGAAUGAUCGUCGGCAUGAUUGGCUUUGGCGUCGUCGUAGAUCAGCUAGGCCGCAAGACAGGCGCCGUCAUGACAACUCUCAUCCUCCUUCUCGGCAUCGCACUGAGCACUGGUGCCAGCGGUUUGACGCAGACGGGGCUCAUGUGGAUGCUCGUCAUCGCGCGUGGAGUAGCUGGCGUCGGCGCCGGCGGAGAGUAUCCCGUGUCGGGCGUCGGUGCCAUGGAAGCGUCGGACGAAGCAGGUCAGUUCCGCAAGUCUCGAGGCUUCAUGUUUGCCAUGGUGGCGGAUCUUUCAGCUGGGCUGGGCUAUACCUUUGGCGCGCUCGUUCCCUUAUUGUUGCUGCUUUGUGUGCAUCAGCGAACGGAUCGCUACGAAACUGUCUGGAGAGUUGCGCUUGCUCUUGGCGCCAUUCCACCGCUUUCCAUCUUCUGGUUCCGAUUGAGGAUGAGGACAUCUACCGCCUAUCGCAAAUCCGCACUGCGACGACAGAGAACCCCGUAUGUUCUUAUCUUCAAGAAAUACUGGAGGCGCAUCGUCGGUGCUUCUCUUAGUUGGUUCCUAUAUAACUGGAUAUCGAUCCCGUUCGGCAUCUUCAGCUCAGUUAUUAUCUCGAGAGUCAAUGCAUCCAACUCACUUGUGCAGAAUCUGGGCUGGGGCGCGCUUAUCAAUAGUUUCUACCUCCCCGGUCCAUUCAUCGGCGGGUACCUGUCAGAUAAGAUUGGGAGGAGGAAGACUAUGGCGCUGGGAUAUACCCUACAGGCUGUGCUGGGCUUUGUGAUUGGAGGUGCCAAUGAGCAGAUCCAGAAAGUCUUCCCGCUUUUUGUUGUUUUGUAUGGAAUCUUUCUUACUUUGGGCGAGGUCGGUCCCGGAAGCACUGUCGUUAUCGUCGCCACGGAACCAUUUCCAACUUCGGUGCGAGGCCAUACCAUGGGCUUUAUCGCAGCCUGGUCAAAAGCAGGGGCUGCCAUAGGUACUCAGGUCUUUACUGCCAUUCUUGCGUCAUACUCGGACACCAUCAAGGGCAAUCAGGUGGUAUUCCUGAUUGGGUCAGCUUUUGCAGUUCUGGGCGCUCUGAACGCGUGGUUUGUUGUACAGGAUGGUGAGAAACAUCUUGAGAAGGAGGAUCAGAUCUGGAAGAGCUAUCUGCUUGAGAAUGGGUGGGAUGCGAGUUGGGGCGAUCACCAGACCCAAGAUCCUGCCGGGACGCUUAAAGAUGAGCUUAAGGCGACGUCUUGA